Daphnia carinata is the source of this 790-nucleotide messenger RNA. RefSeq lists its product as uncharacterized. The coding region runs from base 6 to 515 and encodes 169 amino acids. The transcript is spliced from 3 exons. The record is from RefSeq and is a predicted model, not a curated record. Lineage: Eukaryota; Metazoa; Arthropoda; Branchiopoda; Diplostraca; Daphniidae.
AGAGAAUGUUACGCUGCUCUUUUAUGCUCGUCGUUUGCGCUGUGGUUGUCGUGACGGAUAACUACGUGGCUGCGCAGGACACGUACUACUAUCGGCCAUCUUCCAAUCGUUACAAGACCGUCCCUGCCAAGAAGAAUUCAAUCCACUCGAUCAACUCGAUCGAUGACGAUUCGUUCAAAUCCUUCAACUCGUUCAUCAAACCUUACAACCCGUUCGCCAACAGCUGGGACCGCCCAGCAGCAGUGAAGCCGCAAUACAAAUGGAAAUACGAUUCGAUCGAGUCCGAUGAAUCCGACGAAGUGUAUCGAAGAUUCGCCAAGAUCAACAAACCCAUCCAGCCCGUUAUUAAACCGACGUCGCCUUACUACUACUACGGGUCAGACUCUCGUGAGUCGGACGAAGUCUACAGGAGGACGGCCAAGACGGGCAGGAAAACGACGUACUAUCAUUCGGAUUCGGACGAGUCGGACGAAGAUGUGUACAGACGAUUCUUGGCGCCGUAUCGCAGAUACUAAAAGGUCAUCGCAGGGGCCAAACGCAAUUACAUACACCUAAUAGCCCGACACUGGAACGUGUAGUUUUGCUUGGGGAACUUCAAAAACGCUGGAAAAAUAUAUACGGGCACGGCGAUCACCUGCGCACCCAUGUUUUUUUGGAGGAAAUUAUAAAAAGAAAACGAAAUUUUUCAGUGGAUAAAAUAAUGUUUUUCAAAACUCCAGUGUUUUGAUGUCAUUCUGCCAGUUGUAUUUUGUAAUCAUUGUAUAAUAAUAAUAUACACCGUUUAUCUAAA